Messenger RNA from Helianthus annuus (common sunflower), 498 nucleotides. RefSeq lists its product as uncharacterized. The record is from RefSeq and is a predicted model, not a curated record. Bases 1 to 498 code for a protein of 165 amino acids. Lineage: Eukaryota; Viridiplantae; Streptophyta; Magnoliopsida; Asterales; Asteraceae. The transcript has a single exon.
AUGACGGUCAUGCUGGAAGCAGUUGCGUCGAAUGAUUUAUGGAUUUGGCAUGCGUACUUUGGUGCUCGCGGUUCAAACAACAACAUUAAUUUGCUACAUCAAUCACCGUUAUUCAUAACGAAAUACAUGGAACCACCCUACCGUAUCCGUUUGUGGUCAACGAGAGACAUUAUAGACACGACUUCUAUCUUAUUGAUGGGAUUUACUCGGCUUGGUCUGUUUUUUGUAAAAGCUAUUUCGUAUCCGACCGAAGCCAAAGAGAAAUUGUUCAAGAAGUUGUACGAAUCGACAAGAAAAGAUGAUGAACAAGCUUUAGCUGUUUUGAAAGGUAAAUGGGGUAUGCUUAAUAGACCAGUACAUGCAAUAAAGCAUUCGAAAAUAAAGAGCUUGGUGUAUGCAUGUAUCAUAUUGCACAAUAUGAUGAUAAAAGAUAAGGGGCAUACAAUAUCGCCAGACUAUGUGAUGGACCCUCCGACACAUGUAGCCACUUUCGACUGA